This is a messenger RNA of Brienomyrus brachyistius, 2565 nucleotides long. It is a transcript of the gene faim2a, whose product is annotated as Fas apoptotic inhibitory molecule 2a. The transcript has 12 exons. Lineage: Eukaryota; Metazoa; Chordata; Actinopteri; Osteoglossiformes; Mormyridae. The coding region runs from base 198 to 1103 and encodes 301 amino acids. Gene Ontology annotation, biological process: negative regulation of apoptotic signaling pathway. Gene Ontology annotation, cellular component: Golgi apparatus; membrane; endoplasmic reticulum. The record is from RefSeq and is a predicted model, not a curated record.
UGCUUUGAAAUAAUACGUUUUAGCUCGUGUUCGCCUAGUUUAACCCGGGUAUGGCGCCUCCGUACUGUUGAAAUGCCUCGAUUUCCGUUCCUUUCCCAGUCGUGCCGUGUACAGCCGCUCCAGCGCACAUUUUUGUAUACAGAUAUACAAAAGUACGGUUGAGGUUCGGAAAGGCGCCGAAAGACUGAAAUUCAGUCAUGAAUGUGCCCACCGAACCCCCCAGCUACACUGAAGCCACAGCUGGAGACAAGCCUCAGGGCCCUAGAGGUCUGGCGGGCACCGCUCAGGCUCCUCCCUGUGUGCCCCUCCACCCGAGCUGGGCGUACGUGCACCCCAGCCCCAGCCCGGGCUACUCUAACCCCUAUGCCUCUGAUGUGUCUUCACCGUACUCGGACCCCAGCGACAGCUGGGACGGGCUCAGCGGGAGCGGCUGGGAGGACAAAAGCAUCCGGCGCAUGUUUAUCCGUAAGGUGUUUGCCAUCCUGAUGCUCCAGCUGAUGGUAACCUUCGGCGUCGUGGCUCUCUUCACAUUCUGCGAGCAGGUCAGGAUGUUUGUGCAGUUCCACCGUGUGCUGUAUCUGGCCUCUUACAUCACCUUCAUGGGGACGUACCUGGUGCUGGCGUGCAGCACGAGUGCUAGACGACGUCAUCCCACCAACCUCAUACUUCUGAGCAUCUUUACCUUGGCGAUGUCCUACAUGGCAGGGAUGCUGGCCAGCUACCACAACACCCGGGUGGUGCUGCUCUGCGUUGGGAUCUGUGCCUUGGUCUGCUUGGGGGUCACACUCUUCUGCUUCCAGACGAAGUUUGACUUCACUCUCUGCCACGGCUUGAUCUUCUCCCUCAUGAUGGUGCUGAUGAUGACCGGGCUGCUGCUGGUCUUCACCGUGCCUUUCGGCUACAUUCCCUGGCUGCAGACAGCUUACGCAGGACUGGGGGCACUGGUCUUCACUCUGUUCCUGGCCUUCGACGUGCAGCUCCUGAUGGGGAACCGGCGGUACUCCCUGAGCCCGGAGGAGCAUGUGUUCGGCGCGCUCUGCCUCUACAUGGACAUCGUCUACAUCUUCUUCUUCCUGUUGCAGCUGUUCGGGAGCCGUGAGUGAAUGCCCAUGGCACAUACCUGCUAACACAUGUGCCCCCCCCCCCCCUCCGAGACUCCCUGUGGCAGCGAGUCUUUGUGCUUUUAUAGGAUAUUGACAAGCUUGGCCUGCCCCACCCCCCCACCUAGCUUCCCAUGCUAGCUUUGAGUUGGGGUUUCAUGCUCAUCCAGGAGUGGCACUGAUCUUUCAAACUGGUGCUAUGUUAAACCAUGGUGAGGAAUCCUCUUACUCCCGAAGUUAGUCAUUCCCCUGAGUCUAUUUCUCACAUUGUUAAUAACAGGUCCUGCUUGUAGUUUAUGGUGCUGAGCAUCAAGUGUUGCAUCAUAAGUUUAGUUCUCUCUGGUUAACAGCUAACUUUUACUGUCACACUUACCUGCAGCGGCCUCAAGUAUCUUCAGUAGUUUUCUAAUUAUUCUCAUCCAUGUAUAUAAGUGCCAUUGCUUUUCUUUUUAAAUGUGAUUUGUCUUUCAAACACAUGAAUCAUAUUCGGAACCAUGCUGAACUCUGGUUCCUUUUUAAAUUGAGUAUUCUUAUCCGAGAGCGUCUGGCUCUCAUUGUAAUAUCCAACACACAAUCAUUAUAUAUUUCAUAGUGAAUGGUAUGAUGCUGUGAUCACUCAACAGUGUUGCUGGUGUUUUUAAAAAAUGCCCCAUUAUUUCUAUGCUUUUGUGUUAAUAGUGUAGGUGAAACCCUGUUAUGAACUGCCAUGUUUGAUUGAAAUUCUUUCGAAAUACGUUCCAGAAGAUGAAAUCAGUUAAGUGCUAUAAAGUGAAUGUGCUUCCAUGCACAUUUAAGCGAUGUUAAACUGUAAAUGUUAUUUUAAAGUCAGUAUUAAUGCUGUGUGUGUGUGUGUGUGUGUGUGUGUGUGUGUACCUGUGUGUGGGUUACAUGCUAGCUGGACAGGAGGGACCAUAGAUAGACUUUGAUGUAGAUGUUUAAUAUGCUGGAUGCACAAAAGGCACAUUUUUGACAUUUGUACAUUUCCUUUCUGGAAAGCAAAUGUAAAUGUUUUACAUUAUACAUGUACCUGGUAUAGUACUUAAGACCCCCCCCCCCCCCAAAAAAAAUGAUUGAUUGGUAUGGUAAUAGAAAUUGGAUGCAUUUAAGGAUAAACGGGGCGAAUUUAAUUCAAGCUGCAGCUGUGAGCACAAUGUGAUGGUCGUACCCGGAUUUGCUAUUACUCACCUCUCCUGUCAUCGGCCCUCUGUGAAGCUGCCCACCCAUGUUCGACACUUUCUGUAGCCCUGUGAUGUGUGUGUGUGUGACUGUUUCUCCUAAUGUCACCACACCUGCAAGGACCCUGCCCUGUUUUUCAUGUAUGGUGUGACGUGUCAGUGGACAGUGCGUGGCCCAGGGUGAAAGCAGAGCUCGUCGUAACAGCACAGCCACUGACGGUAUUACUGCCAAAAGAAAUCUAUAUUUUGUAUCUUCGUAUGUUCAAAAAAAUAAAAUCUUUUAUUGUGAA